AUGGAUGCAGAAAAAUUUAUAAAUGCAGCCCGAGUGCGUCUUCCACUAUGGAAUCAACAAAACAAAGGCUAUCGAGAUCGGGACAAAGUUAAGAAAUUAUGGCAGGAGGUAGAUGCAGAAGUAAACGUUUCAAAAGAAGCUGCUAAAAAAAGAUGGAAAUCUUUACGAGAUGUCUUCAGAAAUGAGCUGAAGAAGUUGGCGAAACCUAAAUCUGGGGACGAAACUCCUUUAAACUUUAGUUCAAAGUGGACUUACUUUAAGAUUUUAUGGUUCCUUAAGGAUCAAAUGACUCCGAGACAGCUAACUGGCAACUUACCCACUGACGAUAACGCAAGCCAACUAAACGAAGAUGUAUCCAAUAAUCAUUUAUUUCCUGAUGACAUUGACGAUGGGACAUCUGUUACUCCGGAUUAA
Messenger RNA from Anthonomus grandis grandis, 414 nucleotides. Its product is annotated as transcription factor Adf-1-like. Bases 1 to 414 code for a protein of 137 amino acids. The record is from RefSeq and is a predicted model, not a curated record. The transcript is spliced from 2 exons. Gene Ontology annotation, biological process: regulation of transcription by RNA polymerase II. Lineage: Eukaryota; Metazoa; Arthropoda; Insecta; Coleoptera; Curculionidae. Gene Ontology annotation, cellular component: transcription regulator complex; nucleus.